Molecule: messenger RNA, 699 nt
Organism: Rhizophagus irregularis DAOM 181602=DAOM 197198
Lineage: Eukaryota; Fungi; Glomeromycota; Glomeromycetes; Glomerales; Glomeraceae
Source: RefSeq, a predicted model, not a curated record
AAAAAAAAAAAAAAAAAAAAAAAUCGUCGUCCUUUAUAGAUAGAUAAGAACCUAAUAAUUUGUGAUAGAUAAUAAUAAUAUUUUUAGAACGUACUCUUUGAUAUAUAUACAGCAGUAUUUCGGAUCGGAUUAAGUUGAUAUGCAAAUGUCUUCUUACAGAAAAAGGAAAUCGAAAAUAAACUCUGUGGGUGGAAAAAAUACUAAACCGGGAAGUUACACCAAUGAAGAAGAUGCUUUAAUUAUCAAAUUAUAUGAUCAAUAUAUGGGUGAAACAAAUAAGUGGAAGAUAAUUGCCGUUAAAUUAUAUCGUGGACAUAAGAGUAUUCGUGAGCGGUACGUUAAUCAUCUGGAUCCAACUAUUGAUCGUUCUGACUUCACGAAUGAAGAAAAAAAUGAGAUUAACAACCUUCAAAAUAAUCCAGAGUAUUUUAGAAAGUGGGCAGAAAUAGCAAAGAGAAUAUCAGUAAAUAGGAAACAAGGGAGAAGAACAGAAUUACAAGUCAAAAAUUAUUGGAAUAGUAAAGAUCGAACUCAAAAACGUAAAAAUAAAAGAAGUUAUGAACGUAUUCAUAACAUUAUGAAUAUAAAUCAUAUCGUGAAUUAAAUUUAUUAUACAUAUAAAAAUUAUCAUCAUCAAAGAUUGAAAAGUUAAUUUCUUCUAUAAACAUAUCUAGAAUAUACUGUACUGUACAUCAUCAU